Messenger RNA from Drosophila persimilis, 4974 nucleotides. Its product is annotated as transmembrane protein 94. The transcript has 9 exons. NCBI's taxonomy places the organism in Eukaryota, Metazoa, Arthropoda, Insecta, Diptera, Drosophilidae. Gene Ontology annotation, molecular function: nucleotide binding. The coding region runs from base 114 to 4574 and encodes 1486 amino acids. The record is from RefSeq and is a predicted model, not a curated record.
AAACUCCAAAUCGGAAACAAAUGGAAAAACUGUAAAAACGAUGGUAUAGGCGGCAGCGAUUACUUAAAGUGCAUCCGAAUGCGAAAAAACACUAGCAGUAGGUUACGGAAAAAAUGCAACGGAAGCAGCCGAUCGACCCGGCAUGCAGCACCGCCUUCGAGUCGGCGGAACACCCGCACCCGCACCAUGGUCUCAGCACAAAGAUAGCGCUUCGGCGACUGUACGAGGAGAUUGAAAAGGUGCUGUUAGAGCAUGAGCAGCAAUACGGCGCGGAAAGCUCCUAUCGGAAGUUGCGUGCUGCAUUCGUGAAGCGUUAUGACAGUCCUCUGGGCUGGCUGUCGAUUGGGACCAGUUUGCUGACAAGCGGAGCGCUGCUUAUCACUGGUAUGUUGUGGCCCGCGAUCUGUUUGCUGGCUAUCUUAUCGCUGGACUUCUUCGUGGUCAUCAGAGAGAAUAAUUUGCGGCGCACGGAGAUAUUCCGAAAGACGCGCUACGCUCUGGCGGAGCUGCAAUUGGCGGAGCAGCAUUUCAGCGACGACUGGCAGCCAACCAACUAUCCUCACCUGAGUAAUCCCAUGUCGCCCUGCGUAUCCUUGCAAUGGACCUAUCGUGAUGGCAUACUUGUCAACCUCCCUUGGGCUCUAUUGGUGCGCGGAGACUGCAUUGUGUUGCGACCUGGGCACAUAUCACCCGGCCCUUGUCAUGUGCUAGAAACAAACAAGUUCUUUGAUGCCAAUGAAAUCUACGGUGCGGCGCCCAUGGGAGAUCCUCCUGUUAAGCCAAUGGCGCGUCCCCCCUUGCCCAAUCUCGUUUGCUGCUUGGAGAGAACUCCGUACCUGGAAAAUUUAAGCAUUUGCCUAAAGACCUCCCUAAAGCGACCGCCAACAAUCUACAAUCAGCAGCGCUAUCUGCUGGUGACCAAGUACAUUCAACAGUGGGGCUUCAUCAGUGCCCUGAUCAUCACUCUCAUAUCGGGCUUGCUGCGCCUGCAUGGCUAUGGGCUGCCCACCGACGAGAAGCACAAUUGGCGCUUUGUGCUCGUCGAGUCGCCUGCUGCUGCCAUAAUUCCCCUGCUGCCUCUAAUCUUCCCGCUAAUGUGGAUAUCGAUGAAUCUUUGGGGCAUUGCCCGGCUGCAGAGCUUCCUAAAGACCCCGCAAGCUGCCAUUGAAAAGAGUCCAACAAAGUCGUUUGAAGAGGACCUGGACACUCCCUCCUAUGACUAUGAAAACAUAUCGAUGCUGCGUUCCAAUGUGCUCCGCAUCUGGAUGCAACUGUGGAAAGGGGACAGCGAGCUGCUGCCCCGUUCGGCUAAUUUGGUACAAGUACUGGGAUCCAUUUCGGCCCUCUGCUGUGUGGACAAAAAGGGUAUACUAUCGUGGCCCAAUCCCACUGCCGAGAAGGUCUUCUUCCUGCACAACACCGACGAAGACACCAAAGAUGACGGGGCGCGCAGCCAGGCUUCCACUCAAAGCGAAAGCGAUGACAUACCCAUUGUAGAUGAGGAUCACAAGGAGCGGGGCAUUGUGGCCGAGGUGUUGGACCUCACGCAUGACCAGCACUGUCCCUUUCGACUGGAGUUCGACGAUCAUGAGUGGAAGGCGCACAUCAAAUCCCUGAAACCGUUGGGUCUGGCCAUACUGCUAAACACCUGCUCGCCGCUGACCCAUGAGCACUAUGCCCAGUUCUGCGGACAUGUCACCGCUGUGGCGAUGCUCGACAAAGAUUUGGUGCCCGUGACAAACCGGUAUGCGUAUGCACUCAUUGAAUCCAGUAAAAGCUUUUUGCAUGGACGCUGCCUGUGCGAGCUGGCCAAGCAGAUUGGUUUCACCGAUCAUGCCACCGAUCGCUUUGCACUGGAGGGACAGCUGGCCAGCUAUCGGCAUUUGCAACCAGAUGUGGUGCGUCGGGAUAUACGCUUUGCGCGACAGCUGCAGCUUUCGUCCAAGGUGAAAGUUCCAUUUCCGCAUUCCCUGUCCGUGGUGAUGCGUGAGAAUCCGGGGGGCUAUCUGUCCCUCUUUACGCAGGGCACGGCGGAUAUUAUUCUGGACUGUUGUGACGAUUUCUGGGAUGGCCAAGACUUGCACCCGUUGUCGCCGCAAGAUCGCAAGCGAGCCCUGGACUUUUACCAGCGCAGCGCGCUGACCUCCUACUGCACAGCCUUCGCCUAUCGACCGCUACGGCAUGGAAUCCACGGAGCCUUGAGCGGCCCGCAGCAAAGCGGCGGCGAGUGUUUGUACCUUGAGCUGCCACCGGAGUCAAAAUUGCGCAUGCAACACGUAGACAAGUUGCACUGCGACUUCCAGGGCGGGCAUCAUGUGAAGCUAAGCCACAGCAUCAGCACGGACUCGCUGCUGUUCUCGGAGAACAAAGACGAGGAUUGCAACGAUGUGGAGGGCUGCUUCGAAAUGCAGUGCCACCAGGUAUUCAUCGGCAUGGUGACCAUGCAGUACCAGGCCCAGAACGACAUAGUGCGGCUGGUAGAGCGCCUGGAGCGGGCAUGCAUCCGCUUCGUCCACUUCAGCAAGGAGAACGAGCUCCGCUCUCGCGUCUUCUCCGAAAAGAUGGGCCUCGAAUCCGGCUGGAAUUGCCAUAUUUCGCUGCUCAGCGAACCGGAGCCGGAGAGUGAGAAAGAGAAGACUACUGCUACUGCAGCAGUCACCUCCCGAGGCAUUUCGCCCAAAAACGCUGGUAAAAAUCAAGCCACCUCAGAACCUGCCACCACUGAUACCACAGCUGAUUGCGUGGGCGAUGCCCAUGCCCAUAACACUCAUCCUCAAAGUGCCAAAGUCAUGUACAUAUCGCCUCCCGCACCCGCACCUGCUCCCACACCUGCAUCCGAAUCCGCACCCGCAGUUGAGGCAAUAGCCUCGUCCAUUGCUAAACCCACUGAUAUUGUAGGUGACCAUGUGGACGCCGCUGCUGGUCCGGAUAUCAGCUAUCUGCUCGGGCCGCCCAACAACUUGGAGUCCUCGAAAACGCUCAGCUCCUCAGCACCCGGGGCCAUUUCCAAUCCGGAUGAGUGCCACCCAUUGAAUGCGGCUCUGAGGUCUGAAGACGCUAAUGGAGGGGAUGGAGUUGAUGCCGGAAGUGGGGAGAACUCGGAGAGCUUGCAGCACAUGGAGCCGGCAGGCGACGGGGAGCUGGAGACGGAGACAGAUCCCAAUAGGCUCAAGCAGCGACACUCGCUGGACUCUGCCAUGGACGAGAACUGCCGCUCCUUGAGCACCCUCACCGAGAGUACCGAUCAGAGCGCACCCAUCAACUUUGACAUGUCGAAUCGAGCCAAGUUGCCGCGCGGCAUUGAGAACAUCCGGCCCCAUCUGGAGCAGGUGGACAAUGUACCGCUGCAGGUGUCGCUCUUUACGGACUGCUCUGCGGAGGCGACGCGCCAAAUGCUCGACAUCAUGCAGUCCUACGGCGAAAUUGUGGUCUGCUUGGGCAGCUCGGCUAGCAACGCAAAUGCCGAUAUCUUCCUGCAGGCGGACUGCAGCAUUGCUGUGGAGCCUCUAUAUCCGCAGGUCUGUCAAGACGUCGACGCCUACACGGAGGCUAAUAUCCAGCACAACAAGUGGCUCUGGCAGCGCCAGGCAGACAAGGGCAAGGCGUCGGCGUCCGACGAUGAGCAGCUUCUGGAGUGCGGUCUGCACGGCGCCGGGGCACGUGCCAUGCAGUCACCGGCUCACACCGUUUCCCCUCUGUAUCUAAGCCGACUGCUCAACUCCCUUCCCUGCUCCAUAGCCAUCUGUCGCGACGACCCACUUUCGUUGGUGGCCAUAAUUGAGCUAUCACGCCGCUUCUCACUGGGCCUGUGGAACUGCAUACAGUACUGGGCCUGCUGUGCGGGCACCAUAUCCAUUAUGAAUGUGCUGUGCGCGUGCCUCUCGCUGCCGCCGAUUCUCACGCCCCUGCUGGCCAUCUAUCUAAUGUCUGUGCCCGUGCCGUUGAUUGCCAUCUCGCUGGCCCAUAUCGAUGUGGAUCCCAAGAUUAUGAAUCGGGCGACCAGCAAGAAGCAGACCGACUAUGAUUCUCGUGCUUUUGCAUUUGUAAUGUGGUGCUAUGGCUGCAAAUUCCUCGUUCCCAUUAUAUCUCUGCUCGUUACCUACUGGAUGUGCAUAUCACAGUCUAGCCUCAGUCCCCUAUUCAGUGCAGAAGAGCAGAUUCAGGUUGGGAGCGAGUUCGAUGAUGAGAAUUUCUAUCAAUUUCUCCACUUGGCCCGCAGCUGUGCCUUGCUGGCCAUACUCCUACACUUUGCCUGCAUAUCCAUUACAUUUGUGCAUCGGGAUCAUGCGAUCUGGCAGCGAAAUCCGUUUACCAAUCGCAUUUGGGCCAUCACCUGUCUGGGGCUGGUCAUGUUCCAUUUUGGCAUCCUAGCUAUACAACUGGCCGUGGAUGACUUCCUACAGAAACAACUGCCAAACCUCUGGAUGACCAUUCUGAUCCUAUAUGGGAGUAGCCUGCUCAGCUGGAUUGUCAGCGAGCUGGCCAAGUUCCAGGAGAACAAGGUCAAUGCGCGCUAUCAGCGCCGUGCGCGACUCGAUUUCGGCACAAAAUUGGGCAUGAAUUCGCCCUUCUAGGCAGUGGCGCCGGCGUUACGUAUGUACCUAGGGCCAAGGCUGUAUAUACAUAACCACCACAUUGGACACGCUUUUCUUGAUUACUUAAUGCUACAAACUAACCUUUAGGAUACUUCAUUUCGUGUCUGUUGUGCAGCAGCAGCAUUUGUUUGAUUCGUUUUUAGCUGCGGCCUCGUACUUUUACCCAUUUUUACCGAAUAGCCUUCCACACGAUUGUGUUUAUUUUAGUUCUGUGACACCCCCCAUCGAAACGCAUUUUAUGUUCUUGUUUCUAAAACGGUUUGUUUCGUGUUCCUCUCUGUACUAACAUUUAAAAAGACUUGCAAUUACUGUAUGAAAUAUAUAUGUAUAUGUAUGUAUAUCUCUUAAAAAUGAAAACCCAAUCUUUAAACAAGUAAAA